Molecule: messenger RNA, 1092 nt
Organism: Stegastes partitus (bicolor damselfish)
Lineage: Eukaryota; Metazoa; Chordata; Actinopteri; Pomacentridae
Gene: galr1b
Product: galanin receptor 1b
Exons: 3
Coding region: 1-1092 (363 amino acids)
Biological process (GO): positive regulation of cytosolic calcium ion concentration; negative regulation of adenylate cyclase activity; G protein-coupled receptor signaling pathway
Cellular component (GO): plasma membrane
Molecular function (GO): galanin receptor activity
Source: RefSeq, a predicted model, not a curated record
AUGUUGCUACAGGGGAACGACUCCUCCCGCUGGGCGGACCCGCUGCGGUCCAACCGGUCAGCGCCCGGAGGUCCCGGGCCGGAGGCGGUGGGGGGCCCCGGGCCGGAGGCGGUGGUGGUGCCGGCGGUGUUCGGGCUGAUCUUCGUGGUGGGGGUGGUGGGGAACUGCCUGGUGAUGGUGGUGAUCGGGAAGGUGAGACACCUGGGCGCGCGGGGAGGCGGCGGCAGGCGCGCGCUCAGCCCCACCAACGUGUUCGUGCUGAACCUGAGCGUGGCCGACCUGUCCUUCCUGCUGUGCUGCGUCCCGCUGCACGCCACCGUGUACUCGCUGCCGGAGUGGCUGUUCGGAGGCUUCCUCUGCUGGUUCGGACACUUCUUCUCCUCCGUCAGCAUGCUGGUCAGCAUCUUCACGCUCGUCGCCAUGUCCGUGGACCGGUACGUGGCCGUAGUGCGCUCCAACAAGUCCGCGUGCGUCCGCAGCCGCAGGAACGCGCUGGCCGGGCUGUGCGUCAUCUGGACUCUGUCCCUGCUGUGUUCGGUACCGGUGGCCCAGCACCACGUCCUCACCAACCACCCCACCGCCCCCAACAGCACGUUCUGCUGGGAGAACUGGGCCGGAGCGUCCCGACGCGCCUACCGGGUGACGGUGCUGCUGCUGGGCUUCCUGCUGCCGCUGCUGCUCAUCAGCUGCUGCUACGCCAGGGUUUUGUUUCAUCUCCAUAAAAAGAUCAAGAACAUGUCCAAGAAGUCUGAGCGCUCCAAAGCAAAGACGGCGCAGACGGUUCUCCUGGUGGUCGCCGCCUUCACCGUCUGCUGGAUGCCGCAUCACAUCAUCGUCAUGUGGGUGGAGUUCGGUUCCUUCCCGCUGACCGACGCCUCCUUCGCCUUCCGCAUCGUGUCUCACUGUCUGUCCUACGGAAACUCCUGCGUCAACCCCGUCCUUUACGCCUUCCUGUCCGAGAACUUCCGGAAGGCCUGCCGCCAGGUGUUCACCUGCUACCUGCGUUCGCAGCCGCCACCGCCGCCUAGCGGGAAGGUGGUUCGAUUCCGCCUGGACACCUUCUCCACCACACACUCCACCAGCAACAUAUGA